This is a messenger RNA of Metschnikowia bicuspidata var. bicuspidata NRRL YB-4993, 2137 nucleotides long. RefSeq names its product ribosome biosynthesis protein (gene ENP2). Gene Ontology annotation, biological process: maturation of SSU-rRNA from tricistronic rRNA transcript (SSU-rRNA, 5.8S rRNA, LSU-rRNA). The coding region runs from base 41 to 2089 and encodes 682 amino acids. The record is from RefSeq and is a predicted model, not a curated record. Gene Ontology annotation, molecular function: protein binding. Gene Ontology annotation, cellular component: nucleolus; 90S preribosome; small-subunit processome. The transcript has a single exon. Lineage: Eukaryota; Fungi; Ascomycota; Pichiomycetes; Serinales; Metschnikowiaceae.
UGAUCAUCUCGAAACUUAUUCCACUAAGCAUUCAAGCACUAUGGUCUUAAAGUCUACCUCUGCCGGAGAUGUCUCCGUGUACCAGGUUGCUGGAUCCAAUCUUUCCAGAUCGUUACCCGACUGGAUCGCCAGAAAAAGAAAAAAGGAGUUAAGAAGAGAUGCGGACUAUAUGAACAGAGUGGAAUUGAUUCAAGAUUUUGAAUUUAGUGAGGCGUCGAAUAAAAUAAGAGUCACGCCAGAUGGGCAGUUUGCAAUGGCAACUGGAACUUACAAGCCCCAAAUACAUGUCUAUGACUUCUCCAACUUGUCUCUUAAGUUUGACAGACACACGGACAGCGAGAAUGUCGACUUCCAGAUUUUGUCCAACGACUGGACAAAGUCUAUCCACUUACAAAACGACAGGACGAUUGAGUUCCACACCAAAGGCGGUAUUCACUACAAGUCCAGGAUUCCAAAGUUCGGCCGGAGUCUAGCAUACAACCCUACCAACUGUGAUUUGCUCAUUGGUGCAUCGGGGAAUGAAAUAUACAGACUAAAUCUAGAGCAGGGCAGAUUCCUCAAUCCCUAUGUAUUAGAAACUGACGAGGGAGUCAACUCUGUGGACAUAAAUCCAGUCCAUGGUCUUAUGGCUGCAGGUUUGGAAGAUGGAACUGUUGAGUUCUGGGACCCAAGAAGCAGACAGAGAGCUGCCAAGCUUUAUGUCACAGAUGCGGUGGGUGAACUGACACAAGUGACCACCACUACGUUCAGGAACGACGGUCUUAACUUUGCAUGCGGAACCUCCAACGGUAAGGCCCUCAUCUACGAUCUCAGAACUUCGACGCCCUCCAUCGUCAAAGACCAGGGCUACGGAUUUGAGAUCAAGAAAAUCAGCUGGAUCGAUGAAAACAGCAGUGACUCGAACAAGAUCAUGACAGCAGAUAAAAGAAUCGCCAAAGUGUGGAGCCGAUUGGAUGGAAAACCUUUCACGUCGAUGGAACCUAGUGUAGACAUUAAUGAUGUUGCCUACGUUAAAGAGAGUGGAAUGUUCCUCUUCGCCAAUGAAGGUAUGCCUAUGCAUGCCUACUAUAUUCCAAACCUUGGGCCUGCUCCAAAGUGGUGCUCUUUCUUAGAUAGCAUCACUGAGGAAUUGGAGGAGAAGCCAUCGGACACGGUCUACUCGAACUUCAGAUUCAUCACAAGAGACGAAGUCGAAAAGUUGAACUUGUCUCAUUUGGUCGGCUCCAAUGUGUUGCGUUCUUACAUGCAUGGUUUCUUUAUCAACACUGAGUUGUACGACAAGGUGAACUUGAUUGCCAAUCCUAACUCGUACAGAGACCAGAGAGAAAGAGAGAUCAGGAAGAAGAUCGAAAAGGGGAGAGAGUCAAGAAUCAGAACCACCGGGGCGGUCACAAAGUCCAAGAUCAAGGUUAACAAGGACUUGGCCGAGAGAUUGGAGAGUAAGUCAAGUGGCGAUGUUGUCAAUGAUGACCGUUUUGCGGAGUUGUUCGAGAACCCCGAGUUUGCUGUCAACCAAGAGUCCUUCGAAUACAAACAGCUCAACCCAGUCAAGUCUGUUAAGGGCAUCACAAAAACCGAGCGUUCUCGUGGCUUGACUGCUGCGGAAGAGUCGGAUGAGGAACGGUUGAAUCCAAAGGACGACAAGGACAACUCUGAGUCCGAGGACGAGUCCGAGGGAGAGGACGAAGAGGCCACGGAGAGACAGAAACAGAAGGUGCAAAAGGAAUUGGAGAAGAUCCGGGAAAAGAAGAAGAAGCAAGAGGAGGCCAACCGCUUUAUGAACGAAUUCAAGGCCAUCACGGAGAACGAGACCGAGGCCAAGAACAACGAGUCUUUGGGUAAGCAAGCGAAAAAGCUCCACAAGAUCAGCAAACAAAAAGAGGCAGAGAAGCAGAACUCCAGAACACGUCAUCAUGGAAAGGGCGAGAUGGAGCUCACUUUCAACCCCAAGAAGGCGCAGAAAGUCAAGUUCAGAGCCGACCAAGUCGACGACGACAGCGACGAGGAGACCGAGAAGAAAACCGGAAGAACCAAGCAGAGAUUUUCCGGGCGUAGAAGUGCAUCCAAGAACCAGUUCCGGGGAAUGUGACAGGAGCUUUCAUGAUUAUAUUACAAUAGAACACGGCGAGAAUGAGCG